Molecule: messenger RNA, 3673 nt
Organism: Rhododendron vialii
Lineage: Eukaryota; Viridiplantae; Streptophyta; Magnoliopsida; Ericales; Ericaceae
Product: pumilio homolog 4
Exons: 12
Coding region: 295-3336 (1013 amino acids)
Biological process (GO): post-transcriptional regulation of gene expression
Cellular component (GO): cytoplasm
Molecular function (GO): mRNA binding
Source: RefSeq, a predicted model, not a curated record
CAGUUGUUUUCUCCCUCCUUCCUUACUUCUCUGAGUUCUCUCUCUCUCUCUCUCUCUACGCGGCCGUUUCGAAAAAUCUCCACCUUGUUCGGUCCAACAGCAAAAAAAUCUCUCUUCGGAAUUGUUCCAAAAUCGUUGCUAGAUUUUCGAACAAUUCAAUCAAUCACAAUUUACACGUGAAUUUUGAACCUGUCACAUCCUCUCCAGUUUUCGCGUGAAUUUGAUUCUACCGAUCAAUGGUGCAAUUUAUCCCGCAUUGACGCAUUAAUUUGCGUAUGAAAGGGUUUUCUUGAGAUGGUAAUUGGGAGUAAUAAGAUGGAUGUGAUAUCUGAUAUGAAUAUACGUAUGAACCUAGAAGACGGGGUAAUGAGAGGAUCAAAUGGCAAUUUAGAAGAUAUUUUGCAGAACGAGCUUGAACUAAUGCUGCGAAAGCAGCAUAGUCGAAAUGCUAUCGAUCGGGAGAGGGAGAGAGAUUAUAACAUAUUGAGGAGUGGCAGUGCUCCUCCCACAGUUCAAGGGUCAUUAAGUGCAGUGGGCAGUCUGUUUAUGAAUCCAAAUCCUGCCGGAAUUGAUAGUAGCAGUAGCAAUGCCACUGAAAUAAUGACAGAAGAAGAAAUCCGGUCUCACCCCGCUUAUUUAUCAUACUACUAUUCAAAUGAAAAUCUUAACCCUAGGUUACCCCCACCAUUACUGUCACGAGAGGAUUGGCGAGUGGCCCAAAGGUUUCAAGCCUCAGGGGGUUCGUCAUUUGGGGCAACUGGGGACUGGACGAAGAAGAAUCUGAUCGAUAUCAGUGGAAGUUCGUCGUUAUUCUCAAUGCAGCCUAGCUUAUCUGUACAACAGGCAGAAGAUGAGUUGAUGGAACUGAGGAACGAUACUCCAAGGAAUCUCUCACGUCCGUCAUCCUCUGAGUGGCUAAAUAGAGGCUCCAAUUGUUCGGUUGGGUUGUCACAUACGGGAUUGGGAGGGAGGAGGAAGAGUUUUGCCGACAUUCUUCAGGAAGGUCUUGAGCGACCUUAUUCCUUAUCAGGUCAUCUCUCGCGCGCUGCAAGUCGUAAUUCAUUACAUUCAGCAGCAGUAUGUAAUGGAGUGGAAUCCACAGAGGCCUUGAAUCCUGGGGCAAAUAACACGGGCCUGCCUAGAGUUCAGAGCCUUGGCUCACUAGUUUCUCAUUCUUUUGCAUCUUCUGUGCCUUCGCCUCUAUCGAGGAGUAGAACUCCUGAACCUCAGCUGAUUGGAAGGUCCUCAAGUCCUGGUCUUCCUCCUGUGGGUGACAGAGUCGAAAAGAAGAAUCUUGUUGGCUCGAAUGCCCUCAAUGGUCAUUCUUCUAGCGUGACCAAGCUUUCUGAUAUUGCAUCUUCUUUAUCUAGCCUUAGCUUGUCAAGAAAUCAACCAAGUCAUGAAGACAGUCUUGUGCAGUCUCAACUCCAAAUGGUAUUUGAUAAUCCUAAUCAAUUGCUGGAUAUGUCAAAUAGUCACAUACAACAUCAACAUCAGCACUUUGUUACCAGGUCCAAACCUGAAAAGUUGAAUAUUCCUACCCCUUAUAAUGAUUCAAACGGGAGGAAUGGAAUUGUGAUAGACCAAAAUAUUUGUAAGCUUGGUUUUGAUGGGCAGAUGAACUGUCCCCAAACAUCGUCUCCUGCCAAUCUUUACUCAAGAACAAAGGAAAGAUCUAACAUAUACUGCCAAACUGAUAAUUUUUCCGGUGUGGAGUUUUCUGGACACUUGUCAAGUGGGCGUUCCGUUGGUAAAAAGCUUAAUGCAGAAAUUGGUAAUCAGCUGGAUUCAGCUCCAACUUUCCAUGGUGGCAGAAAUGGGCAAAGUUUGAGAAGAACUAGCAAUCAAGCUGGGUCUGACUCUCAUUCACCACAUAUUGAUUCACAUUAUAUCGAGUACUUGCAGAAAACUUACGAUUAUGCAAUGCACGAUUAUCUUGGCACUUCACUUGCUUAUGGAGAGUUGCAAGACUAUCAGAAAGCUUAUCUCGAGACACUGUCUGCUCAAAAGAAAAAUCAGAGUGAGACACCACUUUUAUGCCAAUCUGGCAUUUUGAAUCACGAAUAUUAUGUGAAUCCACCUUUUGGUCUUGCCAUUCCAUACCAAGGAAACCAAAUGGCUGAGACUGUGCUUCCAUCUCGUGGAUCUGGGGGUCCAACAUUGCAGAAGGACCGGAUUUCGCCCCAUAAUUCUGUGUUCAGAAGUUCACUGGGAGGUUCUAAUGGGUCAUGGCAUUCAGAUUUUGGAACUAACAUGGAAGGUGUACUUGUAUCUUCUUUAUUAGAAGAGCUCAAGAACAAAAAGACAAGGUCUUUGGAACUUUCAGACAUCGUUGAUGAUGUAGUUGAAUUCAGUAUGGAUCAGUAUGGGAGUCGCUUUAUUCAACAGAAGCUAGAAACUGCUUCAGUGGAAGAAAAGACAAAGAUAUUCCCAAAGAUUGGUCCUCAUGCUCGUGCUUUGAUAACUGAUGUCUUUGGGAAUUACGUGAUACAGAAAUUUUUUGAGCAUGGCACAGAGGUUCAAAGAAAGGAGUUAGCUAACCAACUUACUGGGCACGUGUUGCCUCUCAGUCUUCAAAUGUAUGGCUGCAGAGUUAUUCAGAAGGCCUUGGAAGUGGUUGAUGUAGAACUUCAAACCCAGAUGGUAUCAGAGCUGGAUGGUUCCGUCAUGAAAUGUGUUCGUGACCAGAAUGGUAAUCAUGUUAUUCAGAAGUCCCUAGAACGUGUCCCGCAAGAUCGAAUACAAUUCAUUAUCUCAGCCUUUUUUGGCCAAGUUGUGGGACUUUCCACUCAUCCUUAUGGUUGCCGUGUGAUUCAGAGGGUUCUGGAGCACUGCGAUGAUCCAAAGACACAACAAACUAUCAUGGACGAAAUUAUGCAUUCAGUAGAUAUUCUGGCACAAGACCAAUAUGGAAAUUAUGUGAUUCAGCAUGUCCUGCAACAUGGUAAACCACAUGAACGAUCUGCUAUUAUUAGCAAGCUAGCUGGACAGAUAGUGAAGAUGAGUCAGCAGAAGUUUGCCUCUAAUGUCGUUGAGAAGUGCUUAACUUUUGGUGGUCCAGCUGAGCGUCAGCUUUUGGUGAAUGAGAUGCUUGGUUCAUCAGAUGAAAAUGCGCCCUUACAGGCCAUGAUGAAGGAUCCUUUCGGAAACUACGUUGUGCAGAAGGUUCUUGAGACCUGUGAUGAUCAGAGCCGUGAAUUACUUCUCUCUCGCAUCAAGGUCCACUUGAAUACACUGAAGAAGUACACUUACGGUAAACAUAUUGUUUCACGUGUUGAAAAGCUUAUAACCACUGGAGAGAGGUGUAGCGGGUCAACAUCCUCGCACUUUUAUUGAGGUAUUCAAGAAGCAUAUUUUGUACAGCUAACAUGGAAGGUGACUCGGAUUAAUCAACUUGAGCUAUUAUUUUUCUGUAUAGAGCUUCUAAGAGUUGUAAAUAAACGCGGCUCAGUUCACUUGCCUAAAUAAGAUUUGCUUAUCUAUUUCGUUCUGUAUAUUCAGCUCGCGGUUUUGUUAUUCCAUGGUUAAGAGUCGUCUUAGGUUAAGGCUGUAAAGAAACAAUUUGAGUGUAAAUGUCUGCACCGGUAAAGAAAGGUGGAAAUCUAUGAUUUAGACAUGAUGGGUGUAAAUGUGCUGAGAAUUUCUUAAGCAUCUUAGUGUUAUUUUACUGGCC